Molecule: messenger RNA, 2805 nt
Organism: Phytomonas sp. Hart1
Lineage: Eukaryota; Euglenozoa; Kinetoplastea; Trypanosomatida; Trypanosomatidae
Source: the annotation of a GenBank genome assembly
AUGCUCUCCAACGGUGUUGUGCACAUUGGCAACGACACCUUUGUUGCAGUCACACGCGAUUGUAGUAGUCACAUUUUUCUCAUAACAAGCUCUUUCCCAAAGGCGGAGCGUGUGGUUCCGUUAAGGUUGACACGUAGGGUGCUCAUCACACCCAAUGCCUCUCUGAACUAUGAUCCUGUGGAGGUUGAACGGUUUAUUACAUCUUAUCGAAAAUAUUCUGAACAAAAUGGAAAAGAUACUCGUGUGAAUAUGAUUAUUCCAUCAAAAGUAUCGGGAAAGGAGCCUCAUCUACAUUCCCUUGAAAUAGAGCAAGGGAGGGCAUCUGAUGGCGCUGAUCACAAGACUGUUACUCUUAAACCACCAGACCUUAAACUUCCCGAGUCUCCUCAGGAAGUGAUGGACGCUACUAAGGAUACGGACUGGAUUUCUUUUUUGCGCUACAGCCUCCAUGUAUCACCUGAUGCGCACAUAAUUGCCGCAAUAAGCAACACCAGUCAUCGACAUUACAUUAUCAACAUUGGCGAAUCGACUGAUAUCAUUCCCUUUGAAACCUUCGAAGCGAUCCGAAGCAUAUGUUGGCAUCAUGCACGACCCUACUUGCUAUUGCUGUUGUCGGUAUCGGGGGUGUUUAUGGUGUUUGAUACGACAGCACCGAGCUUUCACUUUAUGUCUCGUUGUAUGUACUAUGUAUCUCUGAAAUCCUUAAUUCAUGGAGUCCUAGAGCGCAAGCUAUCACAAUCUCUACCAAUUAAAUCAAUUGGAGAAUCUACGUCUCUCACGGAGGCAUCAAAGCUAUCACACACUUUUGUAGUAAAAGAGCUAAACGGACCAAUAGCUAAGAAGGGUGGAGCAGGAAAAUCGGCUGUGGUCUCAAAUGACUCACCUCGAUCCUUGUCAAAGGUGCGUAGGGCCUCGAUGCUUAUCAAUGAUUUGGGAAUGCCUACCAAGGGGAUCGACAACGACGCCGCCAGUGGAAAGUCGAAAAAGCAAUUAUCCAGCUCUCGUGCUGGGCUACUACGUGGUGUCCAGGAGGUUCGCCGAUCGGGUCAAUCAGUGUUGCAGCGGCCGUUUGCGAAGUCGUCUGUUGGGCCCAACCACUCCGAGGUGUCCCCCAAGAGCCUCUCGCGUCGUUCACACCUUCCUGUUAAAGUCACCACCGCGGCGGCGUCUACGUCGGUUCAGCAAGUGAGCCGUUCUUUUAAAGAGGCAACAGUAAGAAAGGGGCCUAAUACCAUGCGCCUUGCACCCACGCCGAGCGAUUCUUCUAUCCAGUCCUUGCCUUCAAAAGGGUGCGGAAGCUUUCAGAGAACGCGCGCCGCGUCGGUGGUUUCCCCUUCAUCCUCCAUCUGCUCAGCCUCGCGUGAGAUGGGGUUGCGCGAGAAUUCAGUAGCGGGGCUGAGCACCAUCUGUGAGGAUUCGCCAAAUUUUAGCGAACCCCCGGUACUCGAGUUUGUGGAUAUAUGCUGUGUGCGACCGACCCGUGGCCUUCCAACGACGCUGCUGAUGCUUUGCCGGGAUGGUGAGGUGUGGGCGGUAAAGUUAGAUAGCCUUGGCGGCCUCGCGAUGGGGGCGGAAGCCUCACAAGAUGGUCGGGUGCCCUUGAAUGCGACCGAGGUGGAGGCGGCGCGGCAGCGGGCGGCGGAGGUCGCGGAGAUGCCGGAUAUCCACUACCUUCUUCCCGGCAUGGUCGACCCCUGCGGUGUGCAUGACGACGAGGAGGCGCUUGCGCUCACCUGCUUUUGCAUCGACGAGGACGCCGGCCUCCACGCAGUGUUGGUGUUUUACUCCAGUGGGAUCCUCCGCGGGGUCUACGUCGAUGAGCCCGACCUUCUCGCGCGGGAUCGGGGGCGUUCGGGGAGGAUGGGACCCGCCAAGUCCCGGGCCUCUUUCCAACUUCAGCUUUCCCACGCGAUGUCGAUGCGGGGGCUGGUUUCCCCCGCGACCGCCCCGACCCCCACCCACACGAUCCAACUCACGACCGUCGGGAAUAUUUGUCUGCUGCGGGUUGGGCCCCAUGAGGCCUUUGUGGUGGCCCUUCCCGUGUGGUCGCGGGAGCAGGGGGGGUGGGGGUAUUAUUCCCCCCCCUGCGGCCGUCCUUGCCGGCGCGAGGUGGAGGCCGGACGGCUGGGGUUGGCCGGGCUGGCGUCGGAACCCCCCCCUCCGCUCGCGGUUCGGGUGCCCUUUGCGAUUGCCGAGGCCAGCCUUGCCUUGGGGGAGACGGAGCUGGUGGUCCUCCCUGAAGUGGCGGGGCCAGGGACGGGGGGCUGGGACGGGCGGGGCGUCGUCCUGAAGGUCGCGAGUGUGUUGCAGUCCGCUCUCUAUGCCCAGGCUGAGGACCUGCGCUGUGAAGACGGGCCGGGGCUGCCGCCCCUGGACAGGGGCCAAACCACCUCCUCCCGAGAGGGUUUGCGAGGGGAGUUGGAGGGGCUGUUGAGUAGCGUCGCGAAGUGUCACCGGGAGUGGCUUUGCGGCUUCCCCCCGGAUGAGGUCGACCUCACUACAGACAAUCUGGUAGAUGACAUUGAAAAGACCAUUAAGGAGGUUAAAAGAGAGGAAGAUCUACUGCAAGUCCGUGAAACUAAACUUUAUGCACGUCUAGAGGCUUUAAAUGAGAGAGUAAAGAUGGGUAUGACGCGCCUGAACGCGUGGACGGACACCCUUCUUGACGUGAUUAUACAUCGCCGUGGACCGAGGUCAAUCAUUGAGGCCAAUGAACGUCUGGGUGCGAUUCAUAAGAUGUUGUGUUUGUACGAAAAAAAAAAUAGACACUCGUGCAUAGUGAUACGUAAUAAUUUUUCAGUUUAA